AGCGCUCGCUCGAGAUGGUGACGUUAAAAUGGCCGCAAUGUCAGUCAGAGAAAUGGAAAGGUUUCUGGAGUUGGCCACAGCCACCGGGGGGCAUGAGAACGAAGUGGAUGCGUUAUAUUGUGCGAGUAUGUGGGCAUUUGAAGGCAUCGGGCGCACAGAUCGGCGAGCUUAUGCGCAUGAAGGCAAAAGGUUAUUCGAGCUGGCGCAAAGAGCCGAACGAGAUUCGGGCGAGGAGAAUACCUCCGAAGUCAAGCGCAUCUGUGAGGUGUACAUGUCACAGACAAAUACACCUAUUCCCGAUAGAUUACACACACCCGGACAUGCACUCAAUACCACAGGACCUCCACUACCUAGUGCUAUAGACUUGGGUGUGGGUGUGGGAGCGGGUGUGGGUGCCGGUGCAGGUGUGGGUGUGGAUGGGGGUGGGUUAUCGGGCACAGGGAGGGAGUGCCACUACUGCCAAACGGUGACCACGGAUCUGAAGAACUGUAGUAAAUGUAAAACGCCGGCGUAUUGUGGAGUGGAAUGUCAGCGCGCCGAUUGGCCUCGGCAUCGGAAGAUCUGCUGGCCCAACCAAACUCACAAUAUAACAAUGGACCGCUCUGGUGCGUAGUAGAGACAUCCCCUACCAUGUGAAAGUAGUAUGUGCUGGCACACCUAUUAUUCGGCCAAGGGUUGUUGCUAUGAACAGUUCUGCGGUAGAAACUGUCGUAUUCAUAUCGGUAUAUAUCAAUAUAAUAAUAUUU
This is a messenger RNA of Sphaeroforma arctica JP610, 746 nucleotides long. RefSeq lists its product as hypothetical. The annotation marks the transcript as partial. The record is from RefSeq and is a predicted model, not a curated record. The transcript has 5 exons. Lineage: Eukaryota; Ichthyosporea; Ichthyophonida.